Messenger RNA from Esox lucius (northern pike), 1538 nucleotides. It is a transcript of the gene taf8, whose product is annotated as TAF8 RNA polymerase II, TATA box binding protein (TBP)-associated factor. Gene Ontology annotation, cellular component: transcription factor TFIID complex. Bases 215 to 1138 code for a protein of 307 amino acids. NCBI's taxonomy places the organism in Eukaryota, Metazoa, Chordata, Actinopteri, Esociformes, Esocidae. Gene Ontology annotation, biological process: transcription initiation at RNA polymerase II promoter. The record is from RefSeq and is a predicted model, not a curated record. Gene Ontology annotation, molecular function: protein heterodimerization activity. The transcript has 8 exons.
ACUGCCUGUCCUGCCGGAUAUGACGCGAGUGUUGUUGUUUUUUCUGGCAGUGUCUGUUCAUGUUACUGGUAAAAACGCUUUGAUAUUAGCAAGCUUGCAGCUUAGUGCCUGCUCUAUAUUAUUUGGCUUAUGUGGUUUAAAAAUAUUUAUUAGUCUGAUCGUUUUAACUUUGUGAAAUAACUGUAUUUGGAAACAAAAAAACACGCUUGUGGAGAUGGCGGACCCUGCAGUGAUGGCGGGUGGAUUCAGUGCUGUAGUGCGUUCAGGUGGUGGUAAGGCAACCUCCAGCCCUGCAGAGAACUACCAGCUUGCCCGUCGUCGGACCCUCCAAGUGGUGGUAAGCUCUCUUCUGACCGAGUGUGGGUUCGAGAGUGCAGAAAAGGCCGCCGUGGAAACACUUACUGAGAUGAUCCAGAGCUACAUAUCUGAAGUGGGUCGUUGUGCAAAGGCGUACUGUGAACACACAGCCAGAAUAACACCCACGCUCUCUGACACGGUGGUCACACUCAUUGAAAUGGGUUUCAAUGUUGACACUCUGCCAGUGUAUGCCAAGAGAUCACAAAGGAUGGUUAUAACUGCUCCUCCCGUGACGAACGCCCCUGUGAUCCCGAAGGCCUUGAUCGCUGGACAGAAACGUACUCAUCCCUCACACAUACCUAGCCACUUCCCUGAGUUCCCUGAUCCUCAUACUUACAUCAAAACACCAACGUUUCGGGAGCCUGUCUCGGAUUACCAGGUGGUGCGAGAGAAAGCGGCCUCUCAGAGGAGGGAUGUGGAGCGUGCUCUCACACGCUUCAUGGCGAAGACUGGAGAAACGCAGAGCCUCUUCAAGGACGAUGUCACUGCCUUCCCAUUGAUCGCAGCGCGGCCGAGCUCCAUCCCGUACCUCAGUGCCCUGCUGCCCUCGGAGCUGGAGCUGCAGACUCUGGAGGAGACAGACUCGUCUGAACAGGACGACCAGACUGACAGUGAGAACAUGCCAGGCAACAACCUCAAUGACGAUCCUGGAGCUGAUAAGGAGAAUUCCGUUCUGCCCCCUGGGGGCGUGGUUCCCUCGGUGAAGGCCAGUGAAGAGAACAUGAUUGACAACCCAUACCUACGGCCAGUUAAGAAACCCAAAGUGAGGAGGAAGAAGUGAAAAGUGUUCACUACCCUACUGAUUUGGACUCCUGUCUGUCAGCCAGAAGGAAGCAGUCAAUAACUGUGUGCCUCUAAGAUGUGAACCCAUGUAAGUCAUCUGGAGUGAGAGACUAAUCUACAGAGGGAAUACUGCUCAUUAAGGCAUGAUUGACUAGUGACACUCAUGAGCAAACUGGCAUUUUCCAAUGCUUCCCUGUCAUAUGUGUGGAAUGGUUGUGGUGAAAGAAAAUAUAUAUAAUUUGUUCAGAUGUCUUAUAAUUGUAAAAAGUGUAAAAUUGCUCUCUUUUUUUUACCCAUUUCCAAAUUUAUUUCAGUCAUUUGUGAAAAGCUAGCAGAAUGUUCAUGAUUUGAUUUUUAUUUUUGAAAAUUAAAAUCUUGUAUUUGACAAAUGUUUAUCC